This is a messenger RNA of Prunus armeniaca (apricot), 336 nucleotides long. The record is from the annotation of a GenBank genome assembly. NCBI's taxonomy places the organism in Eukaryota, Viridiplantae, Streptophyta, Magnoliopsida, Rosales, Rosaceae.
AUGUUCUUCUUCUUCGCUGGAGGAGUGGAGCAGCAGGUCCGGCAGGUGCUGAAAUCCAGUGCGGGCAGGUGCAUAGUGUGCAGGUCGCCGGCGGAUCUGGUGGACUACGAGAAGGUACUGAAGGUCUUCUUCGUCCCCGUAUGGCGGUGGCCCGGAAAGGAGCCCGUCAUGCACUGUAACAAUUGCAACCUCUUCUUCCCUCAGUCGUACUCUCUGCCGCCUCCGAAGACCGCCGAUGACUCUGCGGCGGUCUCGGAGGCUCUGCGGUGUCGUUUCUGCGAUCGGGUUGUGGAGCCGGAGUUCAGCUUCUGCCCCUUCUGUGGCUCCGCUAUAUGA